AUGUCCGCACCCACCGUCAACCCCGUCGGGCCUGGUACUUUGAUUACUGUCAAGGUGACCUAUGAAGACCAUACCAGGCGCUUCAAAAUCCCUUUGAGGGAUCUCGGGGCUCGUACCUUACCCCAGAAUUUGCGCCAACUGCUUGGCACUCCGGCGGAUACCAACGUCAUCUUUGAACGCUAUUCGGAUAGUGCCGGUUCUUAUGUCCAGCUAGACAGCAACAACCCGGCAGUUUUUAAACAGCUUUAUCGGGCUGCGAAAGCCAAGCUGAAGCUGCGAAUCAAAGCUACUGUCGUCCAGCCUACGAGCCAACCAGCAGUAUCCGAGAGCAUUAGCGAACCAAGAUACAGCUACCUGGAAACCGUUUUGAGUCACCCUAUUCCUGAGAAAGCAGUUGAUACGAACGACAGUUCUACCACAUUAGCUACAACUCUUCCAGUAAGUGCGGAACGGACCACAUUGUUCGGCUCUCAAGACCCCUUCUGCUCGGCCACCGAAAUGGAAGGAUCGAAAUCCGUCAGCCACAGAGAAUUUAUCUUGGGCCCUGACAGCCCGAGUGCUCCCGUGAUCUCUCACACCUCCACUGCUGGUGUGUUCUGCAUCGACUGCGAUCACUGUGGUCGUCCUAUUCCAAAUGAACACUACCAUUGCAAUACCUGUUCCGACGGCGACUAUGACCUCUGUCCGCAGUGCAUUGACUCGGGCGUUAACUGCCAGGGCGAGGACCAUUGGCUGGUUAGACGUUUUGUAAAGGACGGUAUCAUCACCAACAGCACCACUAAGACUCUCGCAUCACAUAAAAUUCAAACUCGCGAUGAGCAUAAACCCCGGUCGGAGCCAGUUUUGGAAAGUGCUCCCGGAUUAGCUGAAAAUAUCGCAAUCAACCGCGAACGUGUGUGUAACAACUGCCUCAAAGAGUUCGACGAGGGUAAAAUGGUUUCCUGCGCUGACUGCGAUGAUUUCGACUUGUGCAUUACCUGCAUUCUUGGACACAAACAUGGGCAUCACCCUUCACACACCUUUGUGUUGUUGGGAGACCACGAUGCUGGCUUAAAGAACCUUGUUCUUUCCCGCUGCAAGCCCGGCCGUGGUUAUCAUCAUGCAGCUAUAUGUGAUGGCUGUGAAAGCCAUAUUACCGGUGUACGCCACAAAUGCCUCACAUGCCCAGACUGGGAUUACUGUUCCGAGUGCCAUCUCUCGGCAUCUCGGACCCAUCCUGGUCAUCGGUUCGCCCCGCUCUACACGGCUAUCUCUGAGCCGCUGCAGUCUCACGAGGUGCACUUUGGCGUCUUUUGCGACGGCCCUCUAUGCAAAGACAAGCCAAGAUCCGGAUACAUCACUGGUGUUCGUUAUAAGUGCUCCGUCUGCCACGACACCGAUUUCUGCGCCAAGUGUGAAGUCCAUCCCUUAAAUACGCACAACCGUACACACCCUAUGGUUAUGCUUAAAACACCAGUGCGCAGCGUCACUGUGAAUACUGUCCACGAGAACACAUUUAGCCAGGAGACGACUUCCGUGGGCGACCACAUCCAGAGCUCGACGUCGACUCAAGCUUCCGCUCGCAAUGACCCAGACACCGAAAUGGAAACAGUAGCUGAGAAGAAGGUUCAAGUCUCUGAGGAUUUACCCAGGGAAGCGAAGUCUAUCAAUCUUGAAAAGACUUCUAGUCCAGUUAUGGAUUCCGAAUACCAAGCAUUUUUCCUUGAGGAUACCAUUUCCGACGGCACGGCGAUGCAACCGAACCAGGUCUUCCAACAAACCUGGAAGCUUUACAACCCUGGACCGCUCGCAUGGCCUGCUGGAAGCAAUGUCCGUUUUGUUGGUGGCGAUUCCAUGUUCAACGUGGACACUAACCACCCCAGCAGUCUGGAAUCAGUCACGGCUGCCAUGGAAAGCAAUAAGCUGCCUCAGCCCCUGGAAGCCGGACAGAGUGCUGAAUUCACUGUCAAUCUGAAAGCACCCAGGCGUCUAGGGUCUGCAAUCUCAUACUGGCGAAUGAAGCUUGCGGACGGCACACCCUUUGGCCACCGGUUGUGGUGUGACAUUCAAGUCCGUGAGGAUUUGGUUCCCGCUGCGGACGACCGCAAAGACGACAACAACAUAAUUUCUAGCGAAAAGACCCCUGAGCCCGCCGCGGUUAACAAUUCCGACAUCUCCGAGAGUCAUAUGGUCUUCCCUAAACUGGACAAGGAGUCACCAGCAGCAAGCACACAUGAGGCGGUCAACGUACCGGCCACCGCUCCCUCUGUGACUGACGCUUCUGAGCGUGAUGUCUUCGACGAUAUGGCCAGCUUGACCCUGGGAGAAGAGACCUCGACUGAGACUGGGUUCUUGACUGAUGAAGAAUAUGAUAUUCUGGAUGCUAGUGAUCAGGAGUUUUUGGAUGCCAACUCUUCUCGUUAAUAAAUGAUGGCGGUGAUACUUAUGAUAAAGAAUGAAACUGUGGACUCUAGGAUUUGGUAUUUCCGGGAUAAUAGCGCGGUCAGGGAAAGGUGAUUCAAGUUGUUUCUUAUCUCACAUGCACUGCCGACCAAGCUCGGCCGAGUAAGUGCAUGCUCAUGCGCUGUAUCUCACAUCUUCUCUCAAAUUGGAUACCAGCAUGCUGUUCGUUUUCU
This is a messenger RNA of Aspergillus nidulans FGSC A4, 2615 nucleotides long. RefSeq names its product ZZ type zinc finger domain protein. Lineage: Eukaryota; Fungi; Ascomycota; Eurotiomycetes; Eurotiales; Aspergillaceae. The record is from RefSeq and is a predicted model, not a curated record. Gene Ontology annotation, biological process: vesicle-mediated transport. Gene Ontology annotation, cellular component: cytoplasm. Gene Ontology annotation, molecular function: zinc ion binding. The coding region runs from base 1 to 2403 and encodes 800 amino acids. The transcript is spliced from 4 exons.